Dermatophagoides farinae (American house dust mite) is the source of this 1627-nucleotide messenger RNA. Its product is annotated as S-adenosylmethionine synthase. The record is from RefSeq and is a predicted model, not a curated record. Gene Ontology annotation, biological process: S-adenosylmethionine biosynthetic process. NCBI's taxonomy places the organism in Eukaryota, Metazoa, Arthropoda, Arachnida, Sarcoptiformes, Pyroglyphidae. Gene Ontology annotation, molecular function: methionine adenosyltransferase activity; ATP binding.
AAAUUUUUUUUGUCCAUCAUUUUUUUUUUAGGUCGUCAUUGUAGCCGAUUUCAUUUUUCACAUCAACACACCACUCAUUUGAGUUCUGGAAAUUUCGAAUUUAUUUCAAUUCUUUGAUUGUUGUUGUUGUUGUUGUUUUUUUUGGUGGGGAAUUUACAUUUUUCAUCACUUUGGAAUUUACAAUAAAAACAAAUUUUGAGUGAUUUUCAAAUUUUUCAUUCAUUCAUUGAUUAAAACUGCCACAAAGUAUCUAUUUUUUGAAGAAAAUGUCGAUUGCAGAACAACAACAACAACAACAACAAUCAUCAAAUGGUGAUCAUGGUGAUUCCAAUACACCAAUUACCAAUGGUCAUGAUGAUGGUAACAUUAAUAUUAUGGUCGAUUCUAAUAAUAAUCAUCAACAACCGGAAGAAGUGUUUCUAUUCACAUCUGAAUCGGUUGGUGAAGGACAUCCAGAUAAAAUGUGUGAUCAAAUUAGUGAUGCUGUAUUGAGUGCAUUUUUGCGAUUAGAUCCAAAUGCAAAAGUUGCAUGUGAAACAAUCACAAAAACCGGAAUGAUUAUGGUUUUUGGUGAAAUAACAUCAUCAGCACAUAUUGAUUAUCAGGAUGUUGUACGACAAACAGUAAAACGUAUUGGUUAUGAUUCAAGUGAAAAAGGUUUCGAUUAUAAAACCUGUAAUGUAUUGGUAGCCAUUGAACAACAAUCAUCAGAAAUUGCAUCUGGUGUUCAUUAUGAACGUUCCGAAGAGGAUAUUGGUGCCGGUGAUCAAGGUAUAAUGUUUGGUUAUGCAACCAAUGAAACAGAAGAAUGUAUGCCAUUGACCGUUGUACUUGCACAUCAAAUUAAUGCAAAAUUAGCCGAAUUACGACGAUCAGGUGAUCUGUGGUGGGCACGACCUGAUUCUAAAUCACAGGUUACAUGUGAAUAUCAUAUUAUCAAUGGUCGAACAAUUCCAACACGUGUUCAUACGGUCGUAGUGUCAACACAACAUUCAGAAAAAAUUGGUUUAGAUGAAUUACGACGUGAAGUAAAAGAUAAAAUCAUCAAAUCUGUCAUUCCGGAACGAUUAUUGGACGAGAAAACACGUUAUUACAUUAAUCCAUGUGGUAAUUUUAUUCUUGGUGGUCCAUACAGUGACGCUGGUUUAACUGGCCGUAAAAUUAUUGUCGAUACAUAUGGUGGUUGGGGUGCACAUGGUGGUGGUGCAUUCAGCGGUAAAGAUCCAUCCAAAGUGGAUCGUUCAGCUGCUUAUGCUGCAAGAUGGGUGGCUAAAAGCUUGGUCAAAGCUGGUCUAUGUAGUCGAUGUUUGGUUCAGAUUUCAUAUGCAAUCGGCGUUGCUCAACCAAUUUCAAUUACAAUCAUGGAUUAUGGUACUGGAAAAAAAUCAACAAAAGAAUUAUUACAAAUUGUUAAGAAUAAUUUCGAUCUUCGUCCCGGAAUGAUUAUUAAGGAAUUGAAUCUACAUGCACCAAUCUAUGAUCAAAUCGGUGCAUAUGGACAUUUUGGUCGUGAUGAUUUUACAUGGGAACAGCCAAAAAAAUUAGUUUACUGAUAUAAAAUUCGAUUUUAUCGAUUCAUUCGAAUUCUGAUUGUUUUCAAUAUUAUCGUUAUCGAUAUUAUUAUUAU